UGGAAAUUAUCUCAAAACAAGAGCUUUACACAAGAUUUGGAGUUUGUAUUUUUGGUCAUUUAACUUCUAGGCUUAAUAACAUUUCAGUGGCUUUAGUGAACUUUUUUGAAAAAAGCUUUCCUCUUCUGUCCACAGUCUUAAUUUGAGUCCCUUAGUCAGUCACUAAGCAUGUUUGGAACAGUCCCCAGUGCUUUGCAAAGGUUCAUAUUGCAGAACAGUCACGUAUGGGUAUUUGUAGUUAUAAAUACUUGACCAGUCUCCAGGGGUGGGGCUUCCAACCCUUUAAACAACCCUGUUGCCUGUUAUCAAGCGAACUUUUUGCUCUAAGUGCCAGAAGUGAUCGUGAUAGGCCGUCUUUCACUGAGAAAUAAAUAUAAUGGAACAGAAUGGCUCUGCUUCAAAUGCCGAUAAGAUCCACCAGAAUCGCCUGUCUGGUGUAACAGAAGAUGAAGACCAAGACGCCGCUCUUACCAUUGUGACAGUGCUGGACAAAGUUGCCGCCAUCGUGGACAGUGUACAGGCCAGCCAGAAGAGAAUAGAAGAGAGACACCGGGAGAUGGGAAACACUGUGAAGUCUGUCCAGAUUGACCUGUUGAAGCUUUCCCAGUCACACAGCAAUACAAGCCAUGCCAUUAACAAGUUGUUUGAGAAAACCCAAAAAGUCAGUGCUCACAUUAAAGACGUGAAGGCCCGGGUGGAGAAGCAACAAAUUCACGUGAAAAACGUUGAGACAAAGCAAGAGGAGAUAAUGAAGAAAAACAAAUUCCGUGUGGUAAUAUUCCAGGAGGAGAUGCGGUGUCCCACAUCCCUCUCUAUUGUUAAAGAAAAGAACUUAACGGAGAAUCAAGAGGAGGAUGACGUCAUCUUUGAGCCCCCAAUCGACCUGUCUUCGGAUGAAGAAUAUUACGUUGAAGAAAGCAGAUCUGCCAGGCUUAGAAAGUCAGGCAGGGAGCGCAUCGAUAAUAUCAAGAAGGCAUUUUCCAAAGAAAACAUGGAGAAGACGCGGCAGAACUUGGAUAAGAGAGUUAAUCGCAUUAGAACGAGAAUAGUGACCCCCGAGAGGAGAGAGAGGCUACGACAGUCAGGAGAGAGGUUGAGGCAGUCGGGAGAGAGGCUGAAACAGUCAGGGGAAAGAUUUAAGAAGUCUAUUUCUAAUGCAGCUCCCUCGAGGGAAACUUUUAAGAUGCGACACCUUCAGAAAGCUAAAGACCGAACUGUGGCGGAAGGCCCAGAAAAGGUCAGGGAGAUGGGCGUGGACAUCACUGCCAGGAGCGAGCCUCUGGGGACAGUUGGUGAGCUCUACACUGAGGAGUUCAGUGAAACAGACCAGGAAGAAGCGAGGGCCGUGUGUCCUCCCCGAGAAGGAGGGGAAAUCCCGACCCCCGAGCCUUUAAAAGUUACUUUUAAACCCCAGGUGAAAGUAGAUGAUGAUGAAUCUCUUUUGCUAGAUUUAAAGCAGUCAUCAUAAAGAGGAACUAAAUAUAUUUUUAAGUAUAAACUUUAAUCACGUGGGUCUUGUUUAAAUAGUAUAGUCAUUUACAUUUAUAUGCUACAUAGGAAAUAAUAAGUGGCAUGACUGUUUCUUCUGUUUAAAAUCUUAAUACAGGUAUUACGUACAUUUCCUAGUAACUUCCUUGGGAAUUCUUUUUUUUCUCCCCUGGGCUUGUAAGAUUCUAGCAGCUUUCUCUCAUGCCACUCUAACGGGAGGUGUGGAUUUUUAAGUUCCUUUCUCUUGCCCACCAGAAAAAUCGUUUCCUAGUGAGGGUCAGUGAGGUGUUUAGUAAUCUAAAACAAGUAAAGGGCAAAUUUCUGGCCAUCAUCUGCAAGUGAACUCUCAAUUUUGAUCUAAAUGAAUGUGGCCAACUGCUGGGGGGAACCCCUCACAUGUGGACUAUAUCAUCCAUAUGUUCAAAUCAACAGAUGUGUUUGUUAAUUAGGAAUCACACACCCUUUUGGUGUUUUUGCAUACAAAAUGUUGAAGUUCUGGACUUGAGCAUUUGGUUCUGGCAUCACAGUUUUACUCAACAGUGAGCUACUUGACAAAUCGUGUGCUAAUAAGCUCAUCAGUAAAAUGGAAAAGGUUUCAGAGGACUGUUGUGAGAUUGAAGGAAACUUUGUCCAUUCUGGGGGAACAAACAACACAUCCAGAGAAAACAAGCCCCGCUGAUUCCUCAAAAAUGGAAGCGAAAUAAUCACACCUUUUGAAAAAGCCCUGAGCACCAAGUGGGGAGGACGUAGGUUGGACAGAAACUAUAGUUGGUCUUCAGAAGCCUUUUCACAGAGUCGGGAAUGAAAAAUAAAUGUUUGGGUGACGUCUUUUUUUGUCAAAGACUAAAACCAAACCUAGGGUUUAAUAGUAAAAUGUUUCCUAGAAAAUCCUUUCCUAAUUUUCUUUCGAGUUAGAUCUCGGGUGGACUAGAGCACAUUUGUUUGAGCAGCGUGAAGCAUGAAACUGUCUUCAUGAGGCCUUCCUAACGUCAGCCCAACAGUAGGUUUGGUAAUGACCUCAGAUGUUUCUGUUUUAGAGAGUGAACCCCUCAGGGUUCAUCUGGCCAAAGAGUGUUCAUAGGAGUUCAUCAUAGCUGCUUUGGGAGGGAGCCAGCUUCCCCUUAGCUUUAGGUCUAGCUCAUCUGGACGUAGAUAUUCUUGCUAAAGAGAGAAACGGUCAUACAAGGUCUGCACUUCUGGUAAUGUUUCAAUCUUCUAGUUUUGUAAUAGGGAAGAAAUGAUGGAAUUAUUGCAUUUGAGCAACAGUAAGCUUUCGGAUCAGUUUUGGGUGCUCAUGUAGGAGUUAAGUGUAAUAACUGUGUACAUACAUACACACACACACACACACACAUACACACACAGCAAAUCAACUUUCAAAUAUUUGACCUAGGUACCCAGAUAUUUAUUUGAGUGUGGGCAUUUGAUUCAGCAUCAUUUCUUCUUCACUCUUCAUGAACACAUAAAGUCAUAAAUGGUUCAUUUCAUCUUUUGAACACUGAAGUGUAGACAGCAUUGAACAAUACUUUGAAAUGAGUAAUUUAGAAAAUGUUACUAUCAUUUAAAAAGAGUUUGGGUGCCUAAUCGCAUAUUUCCUUAAAGCCAUAAUAAAAUUGAAUUUAAAAAAGAUACUACAAGCUGACUCUGGGUGGUGAACACACAGUGUGAUUUAUGGAUGAUGUGAUACAGAA
Rhinolophus ferrumequinum (greater horseshoe bat) is the source of this 3176-nucleotide messenger RNA. It is a transcript of the gene CAVIN4, whose product is annotated as caveolae associated protein 4. Gene Ontology annotation, cellular component: caveola; cytoplasm. Gene Ontology annotation, biological process: regulation of gene expression. The transcript has 2 exons. NCBI's taxonomy places the organism in Eukaryota, Metazoa, Chordata, Mammalia, Chiroptera, Rhinolophidae. Bases 377 to 1468 code for a protein of 363 amino acids. The record is from RefSeq and is a predicted model, not a curated record.